Ilex paraguariensis (yerba mate) is the source of this 591-nucleotide messenger RNA. Lineage: Eukaryota; Viridiplantae; Streptophyta; Magnoliopsida; Aquifoliales; Aquifoliaceae. The record is from the annotation of a GenBank genome assembly.
AUGGCUGGUCAUUCAGGUGCUACAUGGUGCGCUUGCAAGGAAGGGUUGGGUGAUGCAGCCUUGCAGAAGACACUGGACUAUGCUUGUGGAGCUGGGGCUGACUGCAACCCGCUCCAUCAAAAUGGGCCAUGUUACAACCCCAACACUGUGAAAGCUCAUUGCAACUAUGCUGUCAACAGUUACUUCCAAAAGAAAGGCCAAGCUCAAGGCUCUUGUGACUUUUCUGGCACUGCCUCUGUUGUUACAUCUGACCCUAGUACUGCUGGUUGUGUUUUCCCUGCUAGUGCCAGCUCCACUACUCCAGUCACCAACACACCGACAACUGCCACGCCAACCACUGGCACACCAUCCACCGCCACACCAUCCACCGCCACACCAUCCACCACCACACCCAAUGGCGGUUCUCCAUUAGUGACAACUCCAUCCAACGGUGUCUUAGGCGGCGUUGGCCCAGGUUUAGGCCCGUCAGGAGCAGGCAAUGGCAUCAACACAGACAUGAGUCAUGGUGGAUUCAGGAUUCAAAAGGUUGGACUGUUCACUUUGGUAAUGUCAAUGGUGAUUUCAGGAGGACCUGUGUUUUUGUGGGGUUGA